This is a messenger RNA of Purpureocillium takamizusanense, 2757 nucleotides long. RefSeq lists its product as uncharacterized. The record is from RefSeq and is a predicted model, not a curated record. Lineage: Eukaryota; Fungi; Ascomycota; Sordariomycetes; Hypocreales; Ophiocordycipitaceae. The transcript is spliced from 2 exons. Gene Ontology annotation, biological process: transmembrane transport. Bases 115 to 2553 code for a protein of 812 amino acids. Gene Ontology annotation, cellular component: membrane. Gene Ontology annotation, molecular function: secondary active sulfate transmembrane transporter activity.
CGGGGUUCGUUGCUGCAUCCGCGGACUGUUGAAGAAAGCCGGGCAAGUCGAAAGCAGAAAGAGCGGCGGUUGACUUAUAACCUUCUUACCCCUCAACGCCUCCAGCCGUCCGCCAUGCCAACCGUCGUGGACAAGGUCGGCCGGUCCCUAGCCACGGCUCUUGGCAUCGAGCUCCAAGGCACGGACACGGACGUCGAGGACAAGAUUCCCGGCGGCGGCUUCGCUCCACCCACCGACAGGUACAUCGAGGAGCGCGUCACCACCUCUGAAUGGAUCCGUGAACAACUCCCGUCCCGGCGAGGCGUCGUCGGGUACACCAAGUCCCUGUUCCCCUGCGUGGGAUGGCUGCAGCACUAUAACCUGCAGUGGCUCACUGGCGACCUCAUCGCCGGCCUGACCGUGGGCGCCAUCAUCGUGCCCCAGGGCAUGGCAUACGCGUCAUUGGCCAAGCUGGAGCCGCAGUUCGGCCUCUACUCGUCCUUCCUAGGCCUCGUGAUGUACUGGAUCUUCGGCACGUCAAAGGACAUCUCCAUUGGGCCCGUCGCUGUCUUGGCCACUGUCGUGGGCUCUGUCGUCGAGGCCGUCCAGGCGAACCCGGCCACGAAGGGCGCGGCGGCGCACAUCAUCGCGUCGACCUUCAGCUUGAUUGCCGGCUUCAUCAUUCUAGGCUUGGGUCUCCUCCGCUGUGGUUGGAUCGUCGACCUCAUCUCCAUCACAUGCUUGGCGGCCUUCACCACGGGCUCCGCCAUCACCAUCGUGGGCAGCCAACUGCCUGCCCUGCUCGGCAUCCGGGGGGUGCGUACCAGAGACCCCGCGUACAAGGUCUACAUCAACACCUUCAAGCGCCUUCCAAACUGUCAGCUUGAUGCGGCACUGGGCUUGACGGCCUUGUUUGCGCUCUACGCCAUCCGACACUGCUUGAACAAGGCGGCGCAACGGUACCCCAAGCACAGGCGUAUCAUCUUCAUCGUCAACACUAUGCGAAAUGUCUUCAUCAUCCUGCUUUACACAAUGGUCAGCUGGCUGGUCAACAUGAACAGGCGAGAAAAUCCCGCGUUUCGAAUCCUCGGGAUGGUGCCCAGCGGCUUCCGCGACGUGGGUGUGCCCAAGCUGGACUCUACCAUCAUCUCGAAUCUCGUCCCUCACCUCCCAGCAGGCGUCAUUGUGAUGUUGGUCGAGCACAUAGCCGUCGCCAAAGCCUUUGGGAGGAUCAGCGACUACAGCAUCAACCCUUCGCAGGAGAUGGUAGCCAUCGGCAUGACAAACAUCAUGGGUCCUUUCCUCGGGGCUUUUGCCUCGACGGGCUCGUUCAGCCGGACGACAGUAAACUCGAAAGCAGGCGUCCGGACGCCUCUGGGGAGCUUGUUCUCCGGUCUUAUCGUUCUAAUGGCGACAUACUUCCUGACCAGCGUCUUCUUCUACAUCCCCUACUCCGUUCUCUCGGCUGUUAUCAUACAUGCGCUUGGUGACCUCAUCAGCUCGCCCAACACGCUGUACCAGUUCUGGAGAGUGUCGCCCUUGGAAGUGAUUAUCUUCUUCCUCGGCGUCUUUGUCAGUAUCUUCAAAGGCAUUGAGGAGGGCGUUUACGCUACUGUCGGCAUAUCAGCCGUCAUUCUCAUGUACAGAAUCCUCAAGGCCCGUGGAUCGUUCCUGGGCAAAGUACGAGUUCAUUCGGUGUUGGGAAACCACAUCGUUGGGGAGCGUCCCUCCCGGCCGAUUGGGGAGUACAAGUCCUUUGAAGAUUCGGUGAGCGCCGCGCGGAGCGUUUUCCUUCCUUUCGAUCACGGCGACGGAUCCAAUCCGAGGGCCGCGCUUGACAGCCCGUACCCCGGCGUCUUCAUCUACCGGUUCUCCGAUGGGUUCAACUACCCCAACGCGAACUACGCCCUGGAUCACUUCGCCGAAUACGUCUUCGCAAACACCCGUCGGACGAGCCCAGAGCAGUUUGAACGGCGAGGCGACCGGCCAUGGAACAGGCCUGCACCGCAAAAGGCACACCAAGGAGACCAGCUUCCAACGCUGAAGGCCGUGAUUCUGGACUUUAGCUGCGUCAACAACAUCGACGUCACCUCGGUACAAUGCCUGAUUGACGUGAGGAACCAGCUGAACCAAUACACCGCGCCGGACGUUGUUGACUGGCACGUCGCGUGCAUCAACAACCGGUGGGCGAAGCGAGCCCUGGUGACCGGCGGCUUCGGAGUUCCCACCAAGAGCGGCGACGGCAUGAGCCACAGGUGGAGGUCCAUCUUCAGUGUCGCUGAGAUGGAAGGCAGGAGAUCCGCCGGCGACUAUCAUAAGCUCAGCGAAGCCUCCUCACAGUCGUCAGAUGACGAAGAGUCAAUGACUGGUUCGGACGGCACCGCAGUCUUCAAAGACAAGUCGUCAUCCACGCAUGUCGAAGAGAAAUUCAUCGAGAGACCGAGGAAGGGCGUCGUGAUCCACAGCCUCGACAAGCCCAUGUUCCAUGUCGACUUGACGAGCGCGCUGCAUAAUGCUAUUGCCAACGUCGAGGCCAGGAAUGAGUCGCGGCCUCCUUCCGAAUCGGACUCAUAAAGACGACCACAGUCUGAAUUAUUUAGCGAAGAGCCGAGGGAAGGUAUUUGAUUUUAAUUGCAGUUUGUUAUCAUUUCUUCCACAUACGAGAUCCACGACGAUAAAGUAUUCGUAAUUUUAAUGCAGUACGACAUAGCGGAUUAGGCGCAACCGGUGGUUUAUGCUUGGGGACCAAUGUACAAACGCAAAGUCAUUCAUACGAAG